GCGGGCGCAGAACGCGGAGGGCUCCGCACGGCUCGGGACGGUUCCGCACGCCGGGUCCAGGCGCCCCAUGAGCCGCCGCCGUCCCGGGGGGGCCGGUGGCUGCGCUCGCUGCCCGCCGCAGAGCCGCCGCGCCGCCGGUGCCGGGAUGUGACUUGCGGCGGGUGGCGGACAGAGCUGCCCCGCCGCCCUCGGCCGCAGCGGCCAAGGGACAGAAAAAUGAAAACCUACCCAGCCAUUGGUUUCUGCCUCCUCUUCGUGAUCAGCUAUGGCUCCUCUGAAAACUCAAGUACAUCCAGAGGAUGUGGACUGGAUCUUCUCCCUCAGUACGUUUACCUGUGUGACCUGGAUGCCAUCUGGGGAAUCGUUGUGGAGGCUGUUGCAGGGGCAGGUGUGCUGACAACGUUGCUGCUGAUGCUGAUUUUGCUGGUCAGGCUGCCCUUCAUCAAGGACAAGGAGAAGAAAAGCCCCCUGGGAAUGCACUUCCUCUUUCUCUUGGGGACUCUGGGACUGUUUGGGCUGACGUUUGCUUUCAUCAUCCAGGAAGAUGAGACGGUGUGCUCUGCCCGAAGGUUCCUCUGGGGAGUUAUCUUUGCUUUGUGCUUCUCCUGCUUGCUAGCUCAAGCCUGGAGACUUCGCAGACUGGUUCGACAUGGGAAGAGUCCCUCUGGCUGGCAUCUAGCUGGGGUGGCCAUCUGCCUGAUGCUCGUUCAGGUCAUUAUUGCAACCGAGUGGUUAAUACUGACCAUUGUCAGAGAUAACAAGCGGGCCUGCAGCUACGAACCCAUGGAUUUUGCUAUGGCUUUGAUUUACGUUAUGUUCCUGAUGGUCUUUACCAUGGGAUUUUCUCUUUUCACUCUCUGUGGGAAGUUUAAGAAAUGGAAGAAAAACGGAGUAUGCCUCAUUAUAACACUUUUUUUUUCCAUUCUGAUUUGGGUAGCCUGGAUGACUAUGUACCUCUUUGGUAAUGCUGAGCUAAAGAGAAGAGACAAAUGGAGUGAUCCCACUCUGGCUAUCGCACUGGUGUCCAGUGGUUGGGUGUUUAUUAUUUUCCAUGCCAUCCCGGAGGUCCACUGUACCAUCCUUCCCUCACAGCAGGAAAACACUCCCAAUUAUUUUGAUACGUCGCAGCCGAGGAUGCGUGAAACUGCUUUUGAGGAAGAUAUACAGCUUCCCAGGAGCUACAUGGAAAAUAAAGGGUUUUCCAUGGAUGAGCAUAAUGCAGCACUAAGAACAGCAGGAUUUCGAAAUGGGAGUCUGGGAAGCCGACCUAGUGCUCCUUUUAGAAGCAAUGUUUAUCAGCCAACUGAGAUGGCAGUUGUGCUAAAUGGUGGGACUAUACCAACCGCUCCGCCAAGUUACACUGGACGACACCUCUGGUGAAAGGCUGUAGGCUGUAGAGAAUAAGAAUCCUUGUUGCAGAUGUUGUUCCCUGGGAGUGUGUCUUUGAGGGAGGAAUCCAUAACAGUACCAGAACAAAGCAAGAAAACAUCCGGGAGCUUUCAAAAUCCUACAUAGGAUUUUGUCAAAAUGUGAACAUCAUUGGACUGAUAAUUGCAAAAAACAAAAUAAAACUGAAGCUAAAUCUAAUCUGAAAUAGAAGUAGGCACACCUUAAAUUGGAAGAGGGGGAUAUUGUAUCCUGAAGUGUAAGAUAUUCUCUUGUCUGUAACUAGUGUCUGAAGCAAGCCUGGUUUUGUUGGUUGCCAGUUGCUCACAAAAUAUCCUCCUCUUACCUAAACCGAAUCCGUGUUGCCACAAGAGAUUGCCACUACAGGAUGAAAACAUGCAGGAUUUCUUUCCAUUUUGCUCCUUUUCCCUUCAUUUCAAACAUCAUGAAGAGUACCUUGUUGGCUUCGUUAUCUCCCUGUACUGUGCAGUCAGGUGGUUACGUGCAGUCAAACCUUGUCACUCUGUGGCAGGCAGAUCACCACACACUGCAGGCUGAGAGUCUUUAAAAAGCUGGUGUAGGAAAUGCAGUUCUGAAGGGAUGAAAGGGCUCCUUGUGUUACAUGUGAGUUAUGGAGCUUUUUAGAGGCAGAGAGGAAAAGCACAGGUCUGGCACAGAGGCAGCUCUCCUCAGCCUGGUGGGAUCCAUUCCCUGUUCUUCAAGCCACAGCCCCGGGUGGAAGCAAAGAGCCACACGCUGUCACCUCUCCAACAGGAGAAGGCACAAAGUCAAAGUGUGGGAUUUACUUUUGGAAAGACUUAGCUGGGGAGAGAACGUGACUCGAGUUUGCCAGGAGUUCAUUUGUUGUGAUGGUGGAUGGGAGGUGACCAAGGCAGCAUCCUGCUGGGCCAGGAUUGUCAAGGGGGGUGGCAGUGGCAGCUGGGAAGCUCUGACCACCCCUUGGGAGAAAGGUGGCAGCACACAGGGUCAAGACCUCCCUUUUAGUCCCUGUUCAUAAAAGUAGUGCCCUUGACUGCAGUUGUUUGUGCAUUUAAAUGUGGUUGUGCAUUUUAGUGCCUAGCUAGUAGAAUCUCCAUGCUGGAGGUGGUUUGUUGGUGGGUUUGGUUUGUUGUUUUUUGUUUUUUUUUUUAAGGUGGUUUCUUUCCUACCCCUCCCCCUCCUCUCCACUCUUUUGAGUUGAUAUAAGGCAGAUUUUCUCAAAGCUUUUUAUCUUUGUUUUCUCCAGGUAAUUUAAAAGGCUCUCAUUGCCCAUUGUUUGUGCCAUGGUUUCUCAUUAUGUUGAAGCAAUCAUUCCUUUAUUUAACAUUUAAUACAUAUCGGACAUUGAAAGCAUCAUUGUAUCCUCACUGUUUGGCCAAUCUUAAUCUUAGCUUUCCUCAGUACUAAAAGCUAACUGUUUCUACUUGAGGGCAUAGGAAAUAUGUAACAAUUAAACUUUGCAUAUGCUGUAAUAAAAAAUAGAUAUUUUCAAACUAAAAAAAAUAUAAUGUACAAAUAACUGAAUAGCUUAAGUAGCUUCACAGAAAGAAGUUACUUGCUGUAUACUGCAAAAGAAAGACAAGCUUUUUAUUUUUCAAGAGUCUUCCUGAUUCUUCAUGUACCUCCAUUUCUACUGAAUUAGGAACCUAGGUCCUGCAGACCUGUACUCCCACGAGUAGUUCCAUCGACACCAGUAGGCCUACAUACAGGUACAGAGGCUGCAAGACCAGUCCCUAAGUGUUGCACACAGAAAUAUAUGUGUAUAUAUCUAUAUAUAUGGAAAAAAAAUAUAUAUGGCCAUUCUUGCCAUGAUCAUCUUAUAGGGUAUUAUUUCAAAGCCCUUCUCUUCCAGAAGCAAUGUUUUUCUUUCAUGCAUGAGUAAAGGAGUAUGUUAGCUCCCCCCUGCCCUUCCCUCCUGGAGGCAAAGGAAGCAUGUGCUUGCUUAGGGAUUGCUUAGUUUAUUUUGUAAGUAACUCAAUGGCCUUAGUAACCAAGUAGGGUAGGGGUGGAUAUUGCAUGCUAUCCAGUGACUUACUUUAAGCAAACCUUUGAUCAAAUAGGAUUGUAUUUAAGAUUAUGAUACUUACCUGGAAGAUGCAUCAUUUGGAACCAUAAAAGACCUCACCAUCACUUGCCUGCAGAAUUUUGCUUUUAAAGACAUCCUCCUAAAAUGCUAUUAUAAA
Messenger RNA from Calypte anna (Anna's hummingbird), 3569 nucleotides. RefSeq names its product G protein-coupled receptor class C group 5 member B (gene GPRC5B). Lineage: Eukaryota; Metazoa; Chordata; Aves; Apodiformes; Trochilidae. Gene Ontology annotation, molecular function: protein kinase binding; protein kinase activator activity; G protein-coupled receptor activity. Gene Ontology annotation, cellular component: intracellular membrane-bounded organelle; signaling receptor complex; extracellular exosome. The coding region runs from base 217 to 1380 and encodes 387 amino acids. The transcript is spliced from 4 exons. Gene Ontology annotation, biological process: G protein-coupled receptor signaling pathway. The record is from RefSeq and is a predicted model, not a curated record.